AUGAUGGAAAUGAGUUUAGAAAGUGGACUAAGUAAUGAGGUAGCAAAAUCUGCAGAUGGCACAAAGCUACUUAAUUUUGCCCAGACUAGUGAAGACAUUGAAAGUUCCCAGGGUCCUAAACAAGUUGGGAAAAUUGUUUGUACUCAAGCUAUUGUGGAUGAUGAAAGGCUUUCAGCAGAAGAAAUGGAUGAGAGGAGGCGUCAGAACAUUGCUUAUGAGUACUUAUGCCACCUAGAAGAAGCAAAAAGAUGGAUGGAGGUUUGUUUGGAUGAAGAACUGCCGCCCACUACUGAAUUGGAAGAAGGGUUAAGAAAUGGAGUUUACCUUGCCAAACUAGCAAAAUUCUUUGCCCCUAAAAUGGUCUCUGAGAAGAAAAUCUAUGAUGUGGAACAGACACGAUAUAAGAAAUCAGGCCUUCAUUUUCGACACACGGAUAAUACAGUGCAGUGGCUAAGAGCAAUGGAAUCCAUUGGCCUACCUAAGGUAAGGAUUUGAAUGACAUGAAAUAAC
This is a messenger RNA of Pelodiscus sinensis (Chinese soft-shelled turtle), 510 nucleotides long. Lineage: Eukaryota; Metazoa; Chordata; Testudines; Trionychidae. The record is from RefSeq and is a predicted model, not a curated record.